UCCGUUGAUGCCCAGAUUCAGCGUCUCGAGGACGAAGCUGACGAGGCUCUGGCAAAAGUCCUUCGAGCCAAUAAGCAGAAGAAGCUGCUUUAUGCUCGGAAACAACGGAUGAUAGCGGCUGGUCUUAAUUCCCUUGAAGAAUUGGAUGCCGCUGAAGAAUUGGAAAGGAAAGAGAAGGAACGGGAGAGAAAGGAGCAAAGGGAGAAAGAAGCCGCUCGUCUGGCCGCCCUUCCGAUCCCUACUGCCUCCGACCCCUUUCCCGACCUGGUUCUCGAUCCUGCUUUCCUCGAGACCCUCUCAGGCGACCCUGAGAUGUGGGCAACCCUGGGUUUCGGCGAUGGAACUCCUGAAGUUCCUCCGAGUACUGGGUAA
Molecule: messenger RNA, 372 nt
Organism: Hymenoscyphus albidus
Lineage: Eukaryota; Fungi; Ascomycota; Leotiomycetes; Helotiales; Helotiaceae
Source: the annotation of a GenBank genome assembly